UAUAUAUAUAUGGACUCUCCGUGUCUUUGUGAAAUAAAAGAAUAUUGAGAGAGAGGAAUAUCAAACAUGCCCCUGACAAGCACUUGCUGCGUCAAGUUCUCUCCUCCAACAACAACCUCUCCAAAUCCUCCUUCGAUUCCCAAGACUACCCAAGUCUUAAGGCCAAGUAAGGAGAGGUGGAGAAGAGGAUGCAUAGAGGGUAUGGCUUGCGUGAUGAUAGGACUAGAAAUCAGCAAUUGGUUCACCGCCGGUGAGGGCCACGCCAUGAUCGCUGCCGAGGAAAUGGGGGUAAUUUCACAAUCAAGUAUUGUGAAUAAUAAUGUGUCGAAAUGGAGUGACAAAAGGAGGUGCCCGCCUUGGCAUCUCAAUUCAUUAGAGACCAUCGUUCCUGAGAAUCUGCCGAGGCCGUCGGCACAUCGGAGAUGGGAGGCUGUUGGUUUCACCAAGAAUGCUCCGGCGGUUAAAGUGGUAGUGACAGUUAAACGUACCACCAACUGUUUUUCAAUGUAAUAUACUACGUGUCAUAAUUGGCAGGUUUAGACAAAUGCUGUAUAGGUGAUUAAUGGGUAUAGAACGUUUAAUUAAUUAUUAGUAAUUUGAAGAAGAUAUUUUUAGAGCUUGAAAUUUGUAAUGUAGCUUUUGUAGUACUAUCUUGCAUGAUCAAGUCGUCGUAGUA
Messenger RNA from Tripterygium wilfordii, 676 nucleotides. RefSeq lists its product as uncharacterized. The transcript is spliced from 2 exons. The coding region runs from base 67 to 510 and encodes 147 amino acids. NCBI's taxonomy places the organism in Eukaryota, Viridiplantae, Streptophyta, Magnoliopsida, Celastrales, Celastraceae. The record is from RefSeq and is a predicted model, not a curated record.